AUGGACGAUCCGCCUCCGUAUAACGACUCCAGCGAGGUCUACGGCCUUGGGCCUGGCACGCAAGACGAUGUUCACUCACCGACAACGCUGUACGUCGCCGGCCGCUUCAUCCACUCUACGGAUCCCUGGGCGCCGCCUCUGUACGAACUCUCACAUUCGGUCGGCUUCCUCAAGGACACGGAUCGCAGCGUGCGCAUCGAGAGGCUCGACUACUCCAUAAAGCGACGAGACGGCGUGGCCCAGCUGGCAGCGCGGAAGAGGCACAUCUAUGACUUGAAGCAUCCCCUGCUGGUCACGGGUCCGACAUUUGCUUAUCAUGCGGAACCUACUUCGCGGCAGAGCCUAUGCGCUUUUGGAUUAGAAAAGUUUCGGCCAAAGAAACUGUCACCCACAAAAGGCUAUCGCAUUCGGCGCGCAACGCACUCGCAUGACCAUCAACAAUUAGUGCGUCGGGAUAUUCUCUUUUCGGCUGUCCCCACCAAGGACAAGGCCGUUCGAUACGAAUGGAGCGAUGCGGACGGUCAGCUUGUGGCACGAGAGGUGAAUGGAAGCAAUGUGAUGACACUGGUUGUCAGUGCCAUGAUGGGCACUGGUGAGAGAGACGCGCUCGUUUCAGCGUGGAUGUCGAGAGUGUGGGCAGAGCUUGCGAAGAAGACCGACCCAUUUGGCUAA
This is a messenger RNA of Trichoderma virens Gv29-8, 672 nucleotides long. RefSeq lists its product as uncharacterized. The coding region runs from base 1 to 672 and encodes 223 amino acids. Lineage: Eukaryota; Fungi; Ascomycota; Sordariomycetes; Hypocreales; Hypocreaceae. The record is from RefSeq and is a predicted model, not a curated record. The transcript has a single exon.